Tyto alba (common barn owl) is the source of this 2606-nucleotide messenger RNA. It is a transcript of the gene ARL13A, whose product is annotated as ADP ribosylation factor like GTPase 13A. Gene Ontology annotation, cellular component: non-motile cilium; ciliary membrane. The transcript has 9 exons. Gene Ontology annotation, biological process: receptor localization to non-motile cilium; non-motile cilium assembly. Gene Ontology annotation, molecular function: GTP binding; GTPase activity. Bases 85 to 1311 code for a protein of 408 amino acids. The record is from RefSeq and is a predicted model, not a curated record. NCBI's taxonomy places the organism in Eukaryota, Metazoa, Chordata, Aves, Strigiformes, Tytonidae.
GCCCGUGGGGUAUUGCCCAGGGGGCUGGGGUUCGUCCCCAGGUUUGGCUUGUGGGCACCGGGCUGGAGGCAGCAGCUCCCCACCAUGAGUGGGGAUGCUCCUCGCCCUGGGGAGAAGGCACAGGCAGGAGGACGAAGCACAGGGACGGGCCGGGCUGCUCUCUUCGUAGGUGCCGAAGAGAAGCCAUCCCUCCACCCAGGGCUGCCGAGCAUGUUCCACCUCUUUUCCCACUGCUGGUCGUGGCUGCAGGCCAUACAGGAGCCCAUCAGGAAGGUGACCAUCCUCGUCGUGGGGCUGGACAAUGCGGGGAAAACCUCCGUCAUCAUGGACAUAGAGAGAGCGCUGGCCGGCGAGGUGCUGCCCGUGGCGCAGCCCGGCCAGACCCGCCUGCGGGUGGACAGGUUCGAGGUGACACUGGUGGAUCUGCCGGGGGGCCAGCGCUCCCGCAGCGCCUGGCGCAGCCACUACAGCGGGGCCCACGGGCUCCUCUUCGUCCUGGACUCCAGUGACCUGGCGCGGAUAGAGGAGGCCCGCAAGGUCCUGAGCCGUGUCCUGAGCCAUCCCGACGUCUCCGGGAAGCCAAUCUUGCUGCUGGCCAACAAGCAAGACGUGGCGGCCGCCCUGCUGCCCUGCGAGCUGAUCGAGCGCCUGUCCUUGGAGCGGCUGGUCAACGCGAACCGCUCGCCCUGCCGCAUCGAGCCCUGUGCCGCCAAGCGGGGCACCCCCCGAGCCACCCUGCAAGGGCUGCGCUGGCUCCUCCGCACCGCCCCGGCCGCCGCUCCGCCGCCAGACCCCGGCCCGCGGGCUGCCCGUGCCCGGACACCCACCCGCAGGGACCCGCCGCCCCCCGGGGAGGGUGCCCAAGAUGGCACGGGGAAGACGGAGGAGAACCGGCCACUGCGGCCCCUCCGCCGCCUCCUGCCCCUGGAGGAGGGCACAAAGGGCCCCGGGAGGAGGAAGAGGAAGGUGAAGGUGAGGAAGAAGGGCUCAGGGCAGCCAAGCCCAGCCGAGGAGCCGGAGGGACCAGGAGGAGGGGGUGACAACCGAGCCGGGGCUGCUGGGGGGCUGCUGCCCCUCAACAGGGUCGGGCAGGAGGAGCCCACGCCUGCCGGGACAGACACCCCCCACCCAGGGCAGGGCAUGAAAAAGAAAAAGAAGAAGAAAAUCAAGAAUAAAAUCAAGUCGCAGGAGCCUGUUGUGGAGCAGCAGCGUGAGGAGGUCUCAAGCACCUUUGACUUGUACCGCCAGGCGAUGCUGGCUCUGAAGAUGAGGCAGGAGCAGAGGAAGCAGCCGUCUGCCAUCACACCCUGAGCAGGGAAGGCACGUCCCAGGGGAUGUGUGGUCCCAGGGGAGCCCAGACUGCAGUGACAGUGGGACCCACGCUCGUGCAGGGCUUCUGGGGUGCUUUGGCCAGGGCUGGCAGUCCUGGGGCAUGAACAACAUCGUUGUCCUCUGCAUGGCUUGAAAACCAGGGAUCCGCGGGAGCAAGCCAAAAGUCCCUUUGUAAGACGCCUCCCUGGCAGCUGGUCUGCAAACCCGUCUGAAAAGGGAAUAGCCGGCCACUUGCUGACCCCGUGUUAGUAUUCUGUGGCAAACUCGGUCUGAACCCGACCAAAUCUGUGGAAGAGAGGCAGAUCAGAGCAAAUAUCUAGGGGAAAAGCCUGUCUCUCAAACCAACCUAUGCCCAGGCAAAGCUGUCUUCGCAGAUCAGGGGCUGACUCAGCCCCUCAGUCAGUCCCUGGCUGCCACCAGGACAAGUCCCAUUUGCUGCUGGUGAAGGUGGGAGGGCAGUCACGGGUGGUCUGUGGAGGAGCUUCACCCAGCCCCCAGCCACAUCUGGCAGGGCUGUCAGGAGCCCCCUCGCACGGUUGAGGAGGGUGAUGCCCGUCUUCCUCUGUGCAUCUUUGCAGCCCAUCAGCGAAGGCUUGGCUCGACGGCAGCUGGUGGGGGAGGCUGCUGGAGGCUCCUUCCCCAGGAUCAUUCCUCCUGAUCCUGCCAUCCUCCCGGGAGGGACAGUGGUGACCUGUAAGUGACGCAAAAUCCUCCCGUGUCCCUGACAGCCUGGCACCCUGCGGCCCCGGGGUGGUCUCUGAUCUGUGCUCAGCUCAGCUCUGAGACAGGAGGACGAGCGGCAUCCGCAUCCCCGCACAACCCGUCUGCCACACGCACCGUGUCCGGCAGAGCCACAGUGAUGGGGGCUGGGCCGUGCCGGGGGGUUUGUGCUGCCGGGCUCCGGCUGGGCACACGUGCGGGGAAACCAGCCGUCAGCCCUGGAAACACUUUACAUGAAGUCAGGAGUGCAGCAGUUUUCCCUCCAUGGCUGCGGCAGCGUGAGUCACCUCUACUCCCAUGAUUACUGAUUAACAGGCAAUGCCUUUGUGGUCCGGGGGGGGAAGAAAAAUCACUAAAGCCCUUCCCUGGGCAGGGAUGAAAAAAAGCGAAACUCCAGCUGCUCCGCCUUGCCAGUCCUCUGUAAAGUUCUGUCUAACUGCCACAUUCAACUGUCAGUGACUAUAAGGAUUAAUUGUAAAUAAAUUGUAAAUAACAAGAGCACAAAUUAAUACUGGCCUGUAAAUACAGCACUUUUAGUAAACCCUUGUCUCUGG